Messenger RNA from Beta vulgaris subsp. vulgaris (sugar beet), 1571 nucleotides. RefSeq names its product glycerophosphodiester phosphodiesterase GDPD6. Lineage: Eukaryota; Viridiplantae; Streptophyta; Magnoliopsida; Caryophyllales; Amaranthaceae. The record is from RefSeq and is a predicted model, not a curated record. Bases 236 to 1417 code for a protein of 393 amino acids. Gene Ontology annotation, cellular component: vacuole. Gene Ontology annotation, biological process: lipid metabolic process. Gene Ontology annotation, molecular function: glycerophosphodiester phosphodiesterase activity. The transcript has 8 exons.
AGAAUAUUCUGAGAUAUGAUUUAAUGAUGCUCGAGGUUAAGUCUGAUCAUCAGUUGACUUCUAAAGUUUACAUUAUUAUCUUUUUAAGUAGUGAAUAGUUAUGGUCUUAUAAUCUGACUCAAAUUCCUCAAACUUUCUCUACUUAUAUGAAGUAGAAGUAUUUGUUUAUACCAAACAAUCCAGCCAAAAACUCCUAAUUCUAAUUUUAAGAGAGAGAGAGACACAGGUGAAGAAGAUGACUUCGCUCUGCGUUGUCGCUUUUACUCUUCUCCUACUCUUUGUAAGCUGUAGUGCUCGACCAAUAUAUCAGCUCCCAAGCAAAGAAAUUAAAGGUAGAAAGCAGCCCUUGCAAACUUCACGUCCAUAUAACCUUGCACAUCGAGGUGCCAAUGGAGAAUUUCCAGAAGAAACUGCUCCUGCAUACCUGAGAGCUAUUGAAGAAGGUGCAGAUUUCAUAGAAUCAGACAUUAUAGCCACUAAGGAUGGUGUCCUUAUUUGUCAUCAUGAUGUCAAUCUCGAUGAUACUACUGAUAUUGCGGACCACAAGGAGUUUGCUGAUCGCAAAAGAACUUACGAGGUUGAAGGAGCCAACAUCACUGGAUUUUUCACUGUUGAUUUCACAUGGAAGGAACUUCAAACCUUGAGGACAAAGCAAAGAUUUCCAUUCAGGGAUCAACAAUAUAAUGGAAAAUUCCCUAUUAUUACUUUUGACGAGUACAUCUCCAUUGCUCUUGAUGCUCCAAGAAUUGUUGGGAUAUAUCCAGAGUUAAAAUCCCCCGUGUUUAUCAACAAACAUGUGAAGUGGCCUGGUGGCAAAAGGUAUGAGGACAUUUUUAUAAGGACACUGAAAAAGUACGGUUACAAAGGUUCAUACAUGUCAAAAGACUGGUUAAAACAACCUUGUUUUAUCCAAUCAUUUGCUCCAACUUCACUUGUGCAUGUAUCAAAUCAGACUGAUCUGCCGAAAAUCUUCUUGAUUGAUGACGUGACUGUGCUAACUCAGGAUACUAACCAGACUUACGCCGAAAUCACUUCAGAUUCUUAUUUAGACUACAUCAAACAAUAUGUUGUUGGUAUUGGACCAUGGAAAGAUACACUGGUUCCAGUGGUGAACAACUAUAUGCAAGCGCCUUCAGAUCUAGUUGCCAGAGCGCAUGCUCGUGACUUGCAGGUGCAUCCUUAUACCUACAGAAAUGAGAACCAAUUUUUGCACUUCGACUUCCAUCAAGAUCCAUACAUUGAAUAUGAUUACUGGAUAAACAAGAUAGGAGUGGAUGGCUUAUUCACGGAUUUCACAGGCAGCCUUCACAACUACCAGGAAUGGACCUCUCCACUCUCCAGAACUUCUGAUAACGCUGAUGUUCACUCAACGUACUUGUUGCAUAAGAUUGCCAAAAUGUUGAGAGGUUAUGAUUGACUGCAUUAACCACCUAUUCUUUUUGACGUCGACGAUAUUAUUAUACAAAGAAAAUUAUAGUGGUAAUCUUCAUUAUGUUUAAACUUGAAACAUGUGGAUGUUAUUAUUUAGCAAAGUUCGGUCAUUAAAGAUUAUAUAUAUGAUUACUGUUCUA